This is a messenger RNA of Melanaphis sacchari, 252 nucleotides long. RefSeq names its product meiosis-specific with OB domain-containing protein-like. Gene Ontology annotation, biological process: resolution of meiotic recombination intermediates. Gene Ontology annotation, molecular function: single-stranded DNA 3'-5' DNA exonuclease activity; single-stranded DNA binding. The record is from RefSeq and is a predicted model, not a curated record. The coding region runs from base 1 to 252 and encodes 83 amino acids. The transcript is spliced from 3 exons. Lineage: Eukaryota; Metazoa; Arthropoda; Insecta; Hemiptera; Aphididae.
AUGAAUACCGGUGUCACAAGACUCAAGCUUAAUUCAAUUUUCCCAGGAACAACAAAUAUUUUAGUAGUUGGCAUUAUUAUUGCUAAACAAAAUCCUAGAGUAAUAAUAUCAAAAAUAGAUAAUAAAGAAAAAUCUGUCUUUUCAUUUACUGUACGUGAUUCUCCAGAAAAUAUGGUUAAUGUAUCUGUUUGGGGUUCUAAUGAUUAUACUAAACGUUUAUACAAUGAUUUUAAAAUUGGAGAUUUGAUCUAG